UUUUCUAUCUCCAUGCAUAUAAGUGCGCAUAUAUUUUUUGUAAAGGCUCAAAACCACCUGGUGAAUAUUUCAAUCCAGGAUAUGACUGCUUGGAGAUCUUAACUCAAAACAGGAAGGCAAAAGAUGGUUAUUAUUGGGUAGACUUUCAUCGUCCAGUUCCAUACAAGGUUUGUAGUUAAAAUUAUAUUAUGCUACCCUAAACUAAUAGAUCAUGAUCGACAUCCCUAUGUAUGGCAUUUGUGGCAGUUAGCAUGCAACCCACAGCUAACACAGCAUUUAGUUUUUAACACCAAAGACAAGCCAUAUAAAACCUUUGUUAGUAUAUGAUAAAUCCUCAGUACAACCACCCCAAAACAGCCGCAACGAUGCACCAAGGCCUAAAACUGCAUACAAUUGAACUGUCUAGUAAUAAAAGUUAACCACACUCAUUCGCAACCGCGUUGUCUUGAAAAUAUUUACAGGUAUGGUGUGACAUGAGUACAGAUGGUGGUGGAUAUAUGUUAAUUGGGCGAAUGAAUGAUACCGUUACUUGGGAUGUACCAUCAAACAACUCUACAGUGGAACCAUUUGAUGUUUCUCAGUGGUCGAGCGUGUUUGGCGAUAUACCUAUAUUGGAUUUUAGAGUACAGGUUGCUGCCGAUGAACAACAUAAACAGAUCAAAGCACACUGGUAUACGUCUUGCCUUAUUUCUCUGCUUAAUAAAAGUUUUCUCAAAAUAUUCAACAUUAAACUAUUUUAACCGAAUAACUUUUAUAUAAUCAACUUUUAUAUUUUUUUUAACUCUUCUUCCCAAGGUCCCGCCUUGCCAAGUUAAAUAGUUUGUGGCGAUGUACAGUCGUAUUAACUCCUAUUAAGCGGAUACCUUUGGGACUUCACCAAUGUGUCCACUUAAAAGGGGUGUAUGCUUAAUAGGGCAACAGAAGUUUGCAACAGCGAACACAGCAGGAGGUAUAACGCCCAACUACUUUAGAAACAAUAGUGAUCAAAGGCAAACGUGUGCUGGUUAUGGCGUGGGAACUUCCCUGCAUGCGAGUUCAUAUUUCGAGGAGACAGUUUUUGCAAUUGCUUGUUUUCGAUUAGCUCAGGUUAUUAGCGUUUAUAGUACAUAGAAAUACUGCAAAAUAUUAAUAACAAAUAUUUGUCUAGUGAAUUUUCUUCAAAUUGAUUUUUACUAUUGAUUGUUAUGAAAAUUUAAUUUAGCAUAUUUACAUUCAUCAGUUACGUUUUCCUCCAGCUAAGUGUCCGCUUCCGCUUAAUUAACAGAGGUGUCUGUGGAAUAGGGGUAAUGAUAACAGUAUUUUAUUAAAGAAAUCAUUGGGACCGGAAGUAUGUGUUCGCUUAUAAACAUUUUCUAUGAUGAUUUAGUAAGGUUAUCGAGAUAUAAUUCAUACCUUGCAGUGUCUAAAAUAUCGUAAUGCAAAAUACAGAGAACAACCACCAGGGAACAUAUCGCGUGAAUCUCUCUACGCUGUCCUAUAGAAAACUAAACUUUGAAAUUACUGAUGAUGAUUCCAUCUCCUUACACUCGGACCAUAAAGCUAUAUCUUUUGACUUAAAAUUGCAUCAACGACCAAAACAAUCCACCGAGCGAAUACUUUAUUUAAUUUAAAAUUAUUCAAAGGGGGAUUUGUUGGCCUCCUAAACUGUCUUCAGAACGCUUCUUUAGUGGAUUUAGUUCGCAAUAACUGUGACGACAUUAAUGUUGCUUGGUCCAAGUGGAAAGCUGCUUUCCUUACUGCUGCCGAUAGUUUUAUUCCGAAAACAUCGCUCAAGCGUUCCUUCACGCCUCCUUAUAUCACCAAGGAUCUACUUCACGCCAUCAACAUGAAGGAGUCCCUAAGGAGAAAAGCAAAGGCUAAGAACUCGCCUCAAUUGUGGGAGAAAUUUCGCAAGACUCGGCAACAUGUCAAAUGUUAGAUUAAUCCCAAGAAGAGAGAAUACUUAUCUGGACUUUCUCAAUCCUUACACAAUAGCUCUAAAUCAUUUUGGAGAUUUUUUAAGUCUAAAUCUUCAAAAUCUUCCAGACCUGAUGUAAUUAAGAUAGGUGGUUUUAAACUAUUCUCUUCUGAAGAAAAGCCUGAUAUUUAAUACUUAUUUUGCGUCAGUUUUUACCGACACAAAUUCUUCUUUACCUUUAAUCUCUCCUUCGCAGUCAUCAUAAAACUUUUUUGACUCGAUAAUUGUUUCUGAAUUUGAAGUUAUCCAGUUUGUCACCCUCUAAGGCUACUGGGCCUGAUGGCAUACCAGCAUAUCUUUUAAAGCGCUGUUCCGAAGUCAUCGCUCCGUCUUUAACAGGUCUAAUCGAGUUAUCUCUUCAGCAGGGUGUAUUUCCUUCUGAAUGGAAAUCUGUUAAUGUGGUUCCAAUACCUAAGAAAGGUGACGCUCAUGAAGUCACCAACUACAGACCUGUUUCAUUACUCUCCCACGUCUCAAAAGUACUUGAACGCUUGAUUUUUAGACAGGUUUCUUCUUUCAUUAAGGACUCUUUGUAUGACAUUCAACAUGGCUUUCGCUGCAAUAGAUCAUGUGUUACUUUACUUUUGAAUGUGUUUCACGAUCUCGGUCGUGCUCUUGAUUCUGGCAAUGAAAUUGAUCUUCUUUAUUUUGAUUUUGCUAAAGCUUUUGACUCCGUUUCUCGCAGCAAACUCUUGUUCAAACUAAAUCUUUUGGAAUUUCCGGUCAACUUAACUGGUUCGCUGAUUAUCUCCAUAACUGGAAACAGCGUGUCGUUAUCGACGGAGUUUCUUCAUCUUUCCUUAACGUUAAAUCUCGUGUGCGGCAAGGUAGUAUCAUAGGUCCGCUACUUUUCAUUUUGUAUGUGAAUGAUUUUCCAGAGGUAACUAAGAAUACUAUUGUUGCACUUUUUGCUGACGACAGUAAAUGUUACCAUGCGCGCAGUUCAGUCACCAACCGAUCGAGAUCUCCUACAGACUGAAUUGAAAUUUAAUGUAUCUAAGACGCUCUUGCUCAGGGCAUCUCGGAAACGCAACUCUCCAACUCACUCUUACCACCUUAACAAUCAACCUGUUUAGACUGUAGCCAAUCAAGUCGACCUGGGUGCGGUUGUGAGCAAUGACCUUAAGUGGUCCCCUCACAUUGCCAGCUGUACUGCUAAAGUCAACCGUUUGCUUGGUUUUCUUCGCAGAAAUUGUCCUCAAAUCACUGAUACUCGCUGCAGCCGCCGGCUUCUCUAUCUCUCGUCUGAUCUCACCUGUUUUACACCCGUGAGAUCUGGGUACCUCAAGCCUCGUCACGCGAUCUUGCGAUCCUGGAGAAACUUAAGUUAUUGCCUAUAUCUUACUGGCUUGAAAUAAAGGAUCUCAUCUUUUUUUUUUCAAAUGCAAACAAGGCCUCUACGACCUAAAUAUCUCUUUUUUGUCACCUUUUCUUCUAAUCGCUCAUCUCGCACCCGUUCAAGCACGGACAACCUGCUUCAAGUCAAUCCGUGCAAAACCUCUCUUUUUAGAAACUCUUUUUUUAACCGAAUUGUCUUUCAUCCUUUAAGCUCCAGCUCCAUAUUCACUACUUUUCUCAAUUAGACUGAUCUUCUUUCGAUGUUAACAGAAUGCGCACUUGGAAAACCUACUGCUCUAAAUGCCAUUCUUUCAACUUAAGCUGUUGCUCAUAAUCUAAACUAUUACUUUUCAUAUAGUUAUGUAAAUAGUGUUCUAGUCCUUGUCUUUAAUGUAUAUCUACUUACUGUUUUGUAUCAGGUUGGUCUUCACAUGGGACUCAUGUCCUGUAAUUGACCAUACCUUCAAUAAUUGUUAUAAUUUUGUAUGAUUGUAAAGUUAAUAAACAAGACUAUAAAGUAUUAAUUCAACGAUAUUUCGGUAACGUAUCCGGUAUCCCAUCAACAGCCGAGUACACUGUAAUAUUGUCAUUAAGAACACUUGCCACCGAACACAUGCACACAUACUGUAUAUAGCCUCAUUCCCGCUAUUCUAUACAAGCUCUAUAAGUUUGGAGUUUAAAUAAAAUCGCCACUGUAUUGUAAUAAGAAUUUAACCUUAUUUGACAUCGGUAUUUUUAGGUCAUUUCGGUUCAAAAAUAAACGUCCAUUAAAAAAAUUGAUGAUGGUGAAUGAAGGUGGAUGUCCAUAUAAUCAGCCUGGAGUUGGAGACAUUUCCUACGUAAAAAAUUUGAUGACUGAAGAAAUUUCUUCAAAAGAUUUUCCAUGUUCAGUAUUUGGUGCUUAUAGUCAUCCUUCAGCUAAGCUUGGUUGGGUACGUGCUAUACAGAGAUUAUUCGUGCAAUGCAAUAUCCAAAAAUCACCCUUACUCGCCGCUCAUGAUCAUUUAAAUACGAAUUGUCUGCUCUCGAGUGAAAUUUCUAUAUUUCUAUAUUUAGAAGACUCCAAAUUUCUAUAUUGCAUGUCGAGAUUCCAAUUUUCUCAGCUGAUCAGCGUGAACUGUGCAUGAAGCUAGUUAAACAUAUACAGCUAUUUCAAUCAGUUAAGGUUGUCCAGAAGCAAAGCGGAAAAGUCGAAUACGAGCGCGAAAGGCUGCUGGGAAUCGCUAAAAAAUUAAUGAAUUUAUUAGCUAUUCCCAGUAUUCUUUCGCGCUCGUAUUCGACUUUUCCGCUUUGCUCGGGGACAACCUUAAUUGAAAUAGCUGUAUUUGCCUGUAUCAGUUCUAAAAGCUCACUCACGCUCACACUCAAGGAGUGAAUGUUCAAUCUGAGCUUGCCUUGAGUGUCAAUGCUGUUUUGUAUAGCUGGAGGGUGAGUAGUCACAUAGUAAGGUACGAUACUAACCAUACCCAGCUAUUCAAAAACAGCACUGACUGUGACACUCAAGGGAAGCUCAGAUUGAACCUCCACUCUUUGAGUGUGAGCAUGCGUGAGCUUUAAGGAUACAGGCGAUAGACUGCAUGGGUGGCAGGAGCUAUAUAUUAUAUAAGUUUACGGUAUUUAGUCAAGGGAGAUAAAGCUUCACUGAAUCGUUAAAAUGACGGAAAUUCAAAUAUUUUUAGCGCUCUCAAUGUUUGCCUGGUUAAACGAUAAAUUUACAUUUCUGUGUUUAGACUAUGAUGAAUUCUUGUCUGGAAGAGUCAUGUUCCUAUGGAUUUGCCUAUCAUCACCUAUUUCCCGUUCAGGUUGAUUUUUCUGGUGGAUUCAGGUAACCUUUUUAUUUAUUUCUGAGUAUAAAAAAUAAGGUGUAGUUAGUUGGUGGAAUUAUAGGCGCAAAAAGGGAAGGAUCUAAUCAUUGCUUGCAUUCUGGCUUUUGAUGUCAAGCUAUAACAAACACCCAGCGUGGAGGAAGAGAGGAAUUAAAGUAGCGAGAGGAAUUAAGAAUGUGACAAGUCGCAAAAUACGAAGAUUAUUCAAAUUGUAGUCUGCACAAGAGCAUUUUUUUCUCGUCUAAUGGAAAGGCCAAAACUGUUAUAGAUAGAAAGAUUAUCCCAUGCUAUGUGGAAGUAUAUAGAUCAAGGUAUUCUUGACUAGAUUUUAGGUGCAGUUAUCACGCGACAGUUAACCAUUACCAAAAUGUUAGGCUAUUGAGCUGAAAUUAUUAGUUUUGAUUUUGUUUUCAUUUGGACAGUUUUCUUGCUGGAAAUAAUUCUGGAACAAUAAGUGAUGGCACUACAGCAUUUUUCGGAUGCGACAAAGGAAAGGUAUAACAUGCGUUUGAGUUACGCGUACAUGAGCUGGUAACACUCACGAUCCCAUGCAUGAGCACAGUUACAGAAGUAUUGUUUUAAAUCUUUGUGCAAUUCUUUUGCUUGUACGUGACUUGUUAUAUAUGUAUACACUUUCUUAAAUUAGCAAAAAUAAGACUAUUGUUAUUACGAAAGUCACCGAACUGUGGAAUCGCAUCAAAAAUGCGUAUCGCCGCCACUCCCACAAACGUCUACGACCGCACCUACAUAUUUUUGCAUGUUUACAAUUCUAAUUUUAAACAGCGAAUCUGGUUCUUGGUAACAAUUACAAUUAAACGUCGAUUGGCUGUUUAAAAUUAGAAUUGUAAACAUGCAAAAAUAUGUAGGUGCGGUCGUAGACGUUUUGUGGGAAUGGCGGCGAUACGAAUUUUUGAUGCGAAUUCCACAGUUCGGUUACAUUGUAAUAAGUGCAAAUUAUUUAUUCAUUUCUACCCUUGUGUUGUCUUCUAGCAACUAUAUAUUUUUCAUGAAAAAAUAAAAAGUAGAACUAAACUCUAGUUUAAAGGGCGAAUAUGUUUGCCAUUUAAUUAAUUAAUUAAAAAAUUACCGUUAAUAAUAUUUAUGAUUUGGUUGACCAUAAUUUUAUGCACGUAUUUAGUUUUCUGGUUUUGACAGUCAUCCCUAUUUUGUCUGGGAAUUAUUGUACCUGCAUGUAUAAAGUAUGUAUGGUUGACGCCACAGUUGGCACUGUAGAACACUCUACCAUAAUUAUCAUUCUAGCUGUCAUAUUUAUGAGUAGCCUAGUACAUCUGUACAUGUCAUCCCCUACGUAUACCAUUUUCAGACUUUAUGAAUUUGUGUUUUACCACAAUCUAAUACAGGAGAUAAAUGCAAGUUGUUUGUUGAAUGUAAUUUAUGGACGGUUAUAAUUAGGCAUUUAGUGUCUUCCCCUGAAAGCAGCAUUGUUAAUAUAGAUUUUAUUUAAUUAAAUAAUUAUAUUAAUUAAAAGGACAAUUAUACCAGUACGAUCAUAUUACAAAACAGAAUGCUGAGAUUUUUGUAUUUAAGACGAUAUAUUGAUAUUAGACUUCAUUGUGUAUAUUUUACAUUAGUGCUGUGCCUGUUACGGACCAGCUGGUGGCAGCGAUAUUUACUGUGAGAAAGAAUGUAAAGCUAAAAACGGUGGUACAGUUACAACGAACGCUCAUGCUUGGUUUUGGGUAAGAUUGAAUCCCCCACAGAAAGUCUGGGAGAAAUGCAUGGAGUACAGGACUGAAGAGGAGAAUGGUGAUGCAGCAUGGUACAAAUUGGUUGGAGAUAGAAAUACACCUGUGAAGGUUAGAUAUAAAAAGAUCAUAAUACAUAUACUAGGUCUACAUGCAGCACAACGUUAUUGCAGAACUGGAGGAAAUUCUUAUAAUAUUGCAUGUUGAAUGACUUUGCUUUUGUUAGAUGGUCACUACCAUUUUGUUACUUUCAGACAAAGUACUUCAAUUUGCUCCAAAUAUCGAAAUUCUCUUUUUUAAUUUUUUAAGCAGGCGCUAACUUACUGAUGGUUUGAUAUAUGGAUACCGUCAAAGGAAAUAAGCAUCGAUUUAAUGAUUGAUAUUUAUUGUUACCUGUUAUAGUAAAAGGUGCUUUAUUUAAUAUAGGGUCGAUGUGGAAAAAAUGAAGCCAUUUUAAAUGAUGGGGUAAGAAUUCAAAGUUCUGUUCAGAUAAAUUACUCGCCGAAGACGAAGUGGUUAUUCUCUUGUGCUGCUUUUUAGCAGGACGAAUUUUACCAGGCACAUAAUAUUGGACCAUUUUUAAAUGAAUAUAUAAUGAAUGUUUGAAAUACCUUUAUAAAAUAACAUGUAUACAGCUAUUUCAAUUAAGGUUGUCCCCCGAGCAAAGCGGAAAAGUCGAAUACGAGCGCGAAAGGCUGCUGGGGAUCGUUAAUAAAUGAAUGAAUUUAUUAGCGAUUCCCAGCAGCCUUCCGUGCUCGUGUUCGACUUUUCCGCUUUGCUCGGGGGACAACCUUAAUUGAAAUAGCUGUAUAACGCGUGCUCUGAUUAGUCGAAACGCGUGUUUGGAUCAGGCCAUCCAAACACGGAAAUUUAAAGUGAAAGUUUUUUAAAGUGAAAUUUUAACACAGAAAGUCGUUAUUUUAUAAAACAAUUAUUUUAUGGUUUCCGUGUUUGGAUGGCCUGAUCCAAACACUUGGGAAUGUUGCUCGAGUUAAGAAAAGCGCGCAAAAUCACUUGCCUUCGGCUCGUGUUUCUUGCGCUUUUAACUCUCGCAACAUUCCAACCUUGUUUCCAGGGCCUUUUUUGAAAAUGCGGCGCAUUUUCUUUUAAAAAAAUGAUUUCUCUUAGUAUAAUCAAUUAUUUUGACAAUUUUAAAAAAUUCUGUGGAGCUAAAAAAAUAUUAUUAUGAAUAAUCACCUUUUAAUACGUAAUUUAGAAAAUUUUGACUCCACAGAAUAUUUUUUAAAUUGUCAAAAUUAUUGAUUAUACUAAAAGAAAUAAUUUUCUAAAAUAAAAUUUGGGGGUCACAGAUGUCGUUUACGAGUUAAAUUACUUUAAAGCCAAAAUAUCCGCCAUCUUCACACGUCAUUGUUGCCAUACCAACGGCGGUUGCGUAACUUUUGUACAAAAAAUCAAACUCUUUAGAUGUUGUUUUAUAUAAGUAAGGUACUUUUUGUUUAUCAACAAGUAAUAAUUGUCCAAAACUGCGCAUCUAAAUCGUGAAUUUUCCAUUUUUAAAAAACUGUAUUGAGCCACCUUAACAGGCGGUAUCGCUGUAUCUACUUACUACUCUCUUUAUAAUUAUAUUGUGUUCGAAUAUAUUUUAGAUUGUGGUUGUUCCUGAUGAUGUCACUUUUGAUAAUGUGCCACAAAUUACUGGAUUGUUGACUUAUCAGAAGGACGCUGAAAUACUCCGCUUAAGAAAAACCGAAUCGUGGAAAGUUGUAGCGGAAGAGGAGAUGGUAAAGCUCUCUCUUUCCAAAAUUAAUAUCUUUG
Messenger RNA from Paramuricea clavata, 8603 nucleotides. NCBI's taxonomy places the organism in Eukaryota, Metazoa, Cnidaria, Anthozoa, Malacalcyonacea, Plexauridae. The record is from the annotation of a GenBank genome assembly.